AUGUUGGUCUCGAUACUCUCCUGGCUGAAGGCUCUCGUACACUUCUGGCCGCUUUCAAAGCUGAAGUCAGUCCUACACGAGCUCAAGUCCAUCUCACUUCAUUCGAAGUCGAAGAAUGAUAUCACAGACUUACCACAAGACUGCGGCCGGCGCCUCAUUGUCCGCAUAAUCGACGACCAUGCUCGCAACAACCCUCAAGGUACCUUCUGUUGCAUGCCGCGCACCGACGAUCUGAAAGAUGGGUUUGAUGACAUCAGCUGGGGCCAACUGGCCAACGCAAUCAAUCGCGUUGCGUGGCUGAUUGAAGAGAAUCUGGGGCGAAGUGACAGCUUCGAGUCGAUAGCGUACUUCGGCCCUCCCGAUAUCAGAUAUGCCAUUGUUGCAGUAGCAGCCCAAAAGACCGGGCACAAGGCCCUCUUUUCAUGGAUAUUGAAUGACAUCGAAACACAUCUGCACCUGCUCGAAAAGUCGAACUGCAAAUUCAUGAUGACACCCGCCGCGCACGACGACUUCAUCAACGACAUCGCAGCAAAGCGGCAAAUGAAACACCUAAUCAUCCCCACCCUGCCCUCUCUCCUAAACUCCAGCCUCGUAGCCCAUCAAUACCCGUACACCAAAACCUUCUCCCAAGCCCGCAACGACCCCUUCGCCACAUUCCACACCUCGGGCUCAACCGGCUUCCCAAAACUAGUCGACAGCACGCACGGCAGCAUGGCCGCCUGCGACGCCUUCCAACUCGCCCCCACCUCCCCCACCAGCACGCCCUCCAUCGCGGACAUCUACAAAGGCCGCCGCGUCUUCGCAGGCAUCCCGCCCAUCCGCGCCGCCGGCAUGUUCCAAAUGCUGACGAUGCCGGCCUUCUACAACAGCGUCGCGAUAAUCGGGCCAGCGACGCUGCCCACGCCCGCCAUCGUCGACGCCGUGCACCGCUACGGCAAGCCGGACAUCACGAUUCUGCGCCCAGACUACCUGGCCGCGCUGGCGGAGGUCCCUGCGCAGUUCGCCCGCUUGGCCGAUAUGCAGUUCGUCCUCGCGGCAGGGUACGCGCUGCCGAGGGAGCUGGGCGAUAGGAUCGCGCGUGUGACAAGCGUGGGCACGUAUCUCGGCUCGACGGAGACGCUGCUUGUGUCGCUCGAGGUGCCCGCACCCGCACCCUACGACGGCCGAAGGGAUGGAGGGGAUGGGGGAGGGGAGGAGGGGGGGACUGGCAAUACAGCGCCAUCCACCCGCACAUGGGCGUGCAGUUCCGGCACUACCACGCCGAUCUGCACGAACUCGUAUUCGUGCGCUCAAAACGCUGUGAACCCUACCAAGCUGUGUUCCACACGUUCCCACAUCUGCGCGAGUACUCGAUGA
Bacidia gigantensis is the source of this 1356-nucleotide messenger RNA. RefSeq lists its product as uncharacterized. The transcript has 2 exons. The coding region runs from base 1 to 1356 and encodes 451 amino acids. NCBI's taxonomy places the organism in Eukaryota, Fungi, Ascomycota, Lecanoromycetes, Lecanorales, Ramalinaceae. The record is from RefSeq and is a predicted model, not a curated record.